Cryptomeria japonica (Japanese cedar) is the source of this 1652-nucleotide messenger RNA. RefSeq names its product probable disease resistance protein At4g33300. Gene Ontology annotation, molecular function: protein binding. Gene Ontology annotation, biological process: defense response to fungus. Bases 96 to 1448 code for a protein of 450 amino acids. The transcript is spliced from 3 exons. The record is from RefSeq and is a predicted model, not a curated record. NCBI's taxonomy places the organism in Eukaryota, Viridiplantae, Streptophyta, Pinopsida, Cupressales, Cupressaceae.
GAAAAGAAACACUGUAAGGACAAAGCGCUAAGGAUUACGCAGCACUAGGCUUCAAAUUGGAACGAAAUUGAACCUUCUGUAAAUACUUCUAACAAAUGGUUUCAGUGACUGCAAGCUGUAUGCAAGUGGAAUCGCACGAGGCUUGGAAGAGGGCAACGAAUAAAAUUUCUAAAAGAAAAUAUAGAUCAAAUUAUCAAAGAAAAGGGCUAUAUACUCUGCCGCAGAUCAAUAUUGACUCUUUCGAUCAUGUACACAAGGAAUGUCUCUUAGACUUGGCAUUGUUCCCCGCAGAUAAGAAAAUAUCUGCUGAUGCACUUUUGGACAUUUGGGUUUAUGUUGAAAAGCUACAAAGGAGUGAGGCUUUUGCCAUCUUAUCAGAACUUGCGGAUAGAAAUCUGUUAAAUUUAACUGGCAAUCCAAGAGGAAGUACAAUAGUCCCAUGUGGAAAUGCUUCAGAGCUAUACAUCUCCCAGCGUGAUGUAAUACGUGAUUUGGUCUUCGAUUUGGGACACGAAGACAAUAUACUCCACCGCAAGAGGUUGUCCAUAGAAAGGAAAAAUGGUAGUUUGCUGGGGAAACAUGAGUUGCUCAGAGGUAGAGCAUUUGAUACUCGAAUUCUCUGCAUUCUCACCGGCCGUAUGGAGGAAAAUGACUGGUACGAUAUGAAUUUCCCCGAAACAGAAGCUCUGUUGUUACUCUUCACUUCCACAGAAUACUUUCUUCCCCCAUUUCUGAAAUCCAUGAAAAAGCUGAAGUUUCUGAUGAUAUCCAAUUGCGGCACAAACAAAGCAACAGUGAAAGGUCUAGAUAUCUUAUCGUCACUCACUCAGCUCAAGAGUGUCCGCUUGGAGAGGUUGAUUUCACCGCUUGGUGGAAAACAGGGCAUUGAAGCACUGCAGUAUUUGGAAAAGCUAUCUCUGAGCUUAUGUGAAGGAUUUGAAAAUAUACCCGCAUUUACCAGUUUACAAGAUUUAAAUCUGGACCACAACAAUGAUUUGGAGGAGUUGCCCCUUGGUAUCUGCAAUAUACCCUCCAUUGUGUCCUUGUCUAUUACCAACUGUCAUCAGCUUCAAAAUUUACCAUAUGAUUUUGGGAAAAUGAGCAAUCUAAGAAUGUUAAAGUUAUCAGAAUUACCAUGCUUGGAACAGCUUCCUGCUUCAAUUGGAAAGCUUGAACAGUUGGAGUAUUUAGACAUUUCACUAUGUGAGAUCUUGACAGAACUUCCAAAGGAAAUAGGACAACUCAAGAAAUUGAGGGAGCUUGAUAUGAGAGAGUGUUCCAAUUUGACGACGUUACCUUCAACUGUUUGUGAGCUACAUUCCCUGAAGCUUGUUACCUGUGAUGAGACGAUUGGGAAGCAGUGGUUGCGAGUUAAGAACACUUCUAUUCCUGAGCUUAGAGUUGAAAUUGUGGAAGCGUACUUUAGUUUGGAUUGGCUUGAUGUCUGACUUCUUUUCUUAUCUCUCAUCUUGAAGGACAAGAUGCAAGGAUAUUGACAUACUUUGUAAAUAAUUUGUAAUAACUUUUCAUGUUCACUGGGACAAACCAAUAUAAAGUCCUCUAUAUUUUCAGUGAAUGAUUAUGAUCAUUCUUUUGUGGCAGUUCAAUGCAGUAAACAUUUUUUUGUCGAUUGUACAUACAUAACGAAGGUA